UUUAUCAAAGAUGGCAGCGGCAGCGCCCCGCGCGGAUGUGACGUUGCUGACCCGUUCAUCGCACUCACGAGGCGGAGGGAGCGGGCGCGGAGCAUGGCCGUGCCGAAGCAGUCGCGCAAGGAGUUGGUGGCGGCGAAGGCGCAGAUCGACCCCGCGUGGGACCCGGAGCUCAGCGCCGGGCAGCGCCACCUUGCGGAGCACCUGGAGGAAGCGCAGCGCGUCCUGAAGCGCCGGUCCGGGGGCCGCAAGGCGGUGGUGGUGACCGUCCUCGGCGCCCUCGCGCUCGGCUUCUACGGCUACGUUUUCCACUCGGUGUCCCAGGAGUGGUUCUUCGGCGACAGGGAGGAGGCGGCGGCGGGGGCGGACCGGGAGGCCAAGAGCGCGACCAGCUGACCCGGCCCGCAGCGCACUGAGCCGGAGUCUCCCAGGACUGCAUUGUGGGGGGCAGUGGUGGCAGGGGCCUGGCAGUGCCUCGCCAGCCCUCUUCACCCCUGCCAGUGGCACCGCUGUGCACCCUCGCCUCUGUGCGCCAGGACUGAGAGGGUCACUGGGUAGGUUGGACUGGGGCACCAGCCCUUUUCCCUGGCGCACUUCCUGGUCUCUUGCUGAGCCACAUCUGCCCGGUGGUCCCCACACACAGCCCGGGGUGGGCAUGGUGGUGGGGCUCCAUGCUGCUGCGCAGGGGGACUGGGGGCAGCCCACCUUUGUAGGGAAAGGGGCUUAGUUGGGGCUUCACCUAGCCCAGGAUGGGGUGGGGAUGACCAGCCCAAUCCUGAUCCACUUGUAUAGGGGAAGGGGCUUGGCCAGCAGAAGUGACCCUGUUGCACUGUGGGGAAAAGCCAGUGUGAGCACCCCUUCCCUGCAGAGAGAGGUUGCUAAGGAGCUCUUGUCCACAUUGGCCUCUGCCCAGGGGAAAUGCUGGCAAGAGGAGACCUAAGCCAGGUGCUGGCACAUACCACUGCCUUCUGUAUCUGUAAUAAAUGCUUCUGUGAAAGGA
Alligator mississippiensis (American alligator) is the source of this 997-nucleotide messenger RNA. RefSeq names its product cytochrome c oxidase assembly factor 3 homolog, mitochondrial. The transcript is spliced from 2 exons. Bases 94 to 393 code for a protein of 99 amino acids. Lineage: Eukaryota; Metazoa; Chordata; Crocodylia; Alligatoridae. The record is from RefSeq and is a predicted model, not a curated record.